Messenger RNA from Pseudonaja textilis, 3891 nucleotides. It is a transcript of the gene CCDC150, whose product is annotated as coiled-coil domain containing 150. Gene Ontology annotation, molecular function: protein-folding chaperone binding. Lineage: Eukaryota; Metazoa; Chordata; Lepidosauria; Squamata; Elapidae. The record is from RefSeq and is a predicted model, not a curated record.
GUGGGAUGGCGCUCUCUCGGGAAGCGGGUGAGUUUGAAGCUGCAAGACGAGCUCCAUGGAAACCAGGCCGCGGGACAUCAGGGUCUGUCGGGACUUAAGAUCCGAAGGGGCUUCCGGCCUGCCAGUUCUUAUCGAGGCCGACAAAGCCUCCCUUUGUAAGGGAAGAUGACCGGCGCUAAAUCUGGAGCCCCCAGUUGCACGCAGGCUUGACAACUGAGAUGCUGACUCUCCUUUGAUAUUAGUUGAAAGCUGAGAUUGUGAUGGCAAGACCAGUAAUUUCCCCAAUGGAUGUCCAACCAACGGCUCCUGAAACCUUUGUUGUGCUGAACCAAAGAAUGAAAGUAGUUGAAGAGGAGACAAAUGCACUGUUGAAUGAUCUGCAUAAAAUGGGAGUGAGCAGACCCAGCAUGGAACAAUUACCUGCAAUCCACCUGGUGCACUCUGAGGACCACCAAUCCAUCAGCCCUGUCCAAGUUCGAACAGCAUUUGUUGGAGCAAAUAACUCACUGUGGAGAACCUGCGAAACUCUGGUGAAUCGAAUAUGCCGGCUUGAGAGUGUCAUCCAGACCGUAAAACUGAACAUGUUCCGAUUACAAACAGAAAAAGAAUUGAAUCCAAAGCAUGCAGCCAAUUUGGAACAGCGGCUGAAUACAAUACAGGAGGAGCACAUGGAGGAGCUAAAGGUGCUGCAAAUGGAAGGGAGGAUGCUGUGCCAGCAGCUGAAGGAGUCUCGAGAAGAGGAAAAGAAAUCCAGGGAUCAAGUGGAGAAGCUAAGCGCUGCCCUAGAAAUUGCAACAAAGAGAGAUGUAACUAUUUCAGCUGAAGAAUUGAGAGCAACAAAAGAAAAAAUGAACAAUAAACUCCAAGAGAUAAUGGAUAAAUUAUCCAAGGAGUCCAGCUCAAGGGAGUCUUUGGAACAAGGUCAGGUUGUCCUUCUUUAUCAGAUGCGUGAUAUGGAAGCAAUGGUGGAAAAAGAACGGAAGCAGGUUCAAAUUCUGCAGCAGGACUGUAACAUUCUACGACAUAAUAUUCAGCUAUCUCAGGAGACAUUACAGAAAGAACAAGAGAAAAUAGUUCAAUUAGAGCAGGAAUGUGUACAUCUUAAAAAUGAUCUAGAAUCACGAGACAAGACCAUUUCCAAGCUAAGUGAAAAAGUCCAAGCUACACAGCUAUCUUUGAAUACAGCACAAGAAAAGAAUGCAAAGUUUCGGUCAAAAAUAUUUACUUUGCAAGAGGUAGCAAGUAAGGCACAGAAACUUAAUGAGCAAUUGGCUCAACAGUGCACAGAUCUAAGUGGUGCUCUUCAAAAAGCUAUUGCGGAAAAUGCUCAACUUACUUCAGAUCAUCAGGCUGCUCUUCAGGUGGAACAGGAAAAAAUGCACCAAAAACUGAAGGAACAAGACUUGAUUUUGGAUGCUGCUCGAACCAGUGUUAUGGAAGAGCUGCAGAUUGUGCAGAAAGAAAAAGCUCAGCUCCAGAAAGAACUAGAAGACUUGCGAACUGAGCAUGCUGAAUGCAAGAAGAGAGACUAUAAAGAAGACACCAUUCCCACAGAAAAAAACAGUCUGGAGCAUAUAGUUUCCCAGACCCAAAAUGAAAUGGAGACAAUUCUACAGGAGCGAAAUUCUUUGCUGGAAGAGAAAAAGAUACUUGAAGAAGAGUUGCAGCAAACAAUACAAGAAACAAGAAGAAUGAUUGAAAAGUUGGAAGCCGAACUAACAGAAAAAAAGUUGGAAAUUAAUUGUCUGCAAGAGUCAGUCAGAGCACUAGAGAAAGAAAAAAGGGAUUUUUUGGAGCAGGAUGCUGCACUUAAGCACCAAAAGCUGAGAGUACAGCAACUGGAAGAAGAACUGCAGUCCUUCGUAUAUGUGCAAUCAGAAAAUAAUCAGCUCCGCAAAUUUUGUAUAGCCCUAAAGGCUGAAUAUGAUCAGACACAGUCCCUCCUUGUCUGUAGAGAGGAAGCUCUUUCUAUGUCAGUCAAAUCCCAUGAUGAAGCAUUAAGAGAGAACCAGAAGCUCAGAGGGCAAAUAGAUGUCAUUGAAGAAAGAGAGAAGCGUAAGCUGGCAAAUCUACAACGCAAGCUGGAAGAAUCAAAGGAAGAUAACAUCAAAAUGACCACAAUUCUACAAAAUGUGUUGGCUUCUCAUAACAAGAUGCAGGUAGCUCUGGAAAAGGUGCAGAUUGAAUUGGAUCACAAAGAUUCUGAUAUUGUUGGCUUGAAGAAAGAAAGGACCCAGAAUCAGCAAAGAAUUCAGACGCUGGAAGAAGAGCUGGAAGAAUGUCAGAAAAAGCUAGCUUUGGAUGCCCAGCGCAAUGUGAAGAUGAACGCACUUCGUAAAGCCCUGGAAACUUCCAAAUUGGACAAGAAGAAGCUUAUCCAAAAUUUAGAGCAAAUUCUGCAGACCAAUAGUGCCUUGGAAAGCAAACUCUCUCUUGUUCAAGAUGAGCUGGAAAGCAAAGAAGCAGAAUGCCAGCAAUUAAUGCAAUGCAGGGACCAGCUCAUUGAAGAAACCAAGAGGGAGACAAAGUUCUAUGCGGAUCGUCUGGAGACCCUGAAGAAACAGUUUCAGACUGAACGAGAAGUGGCGAAGAAAUCAGGCCAAAAAGAAUCAGCCGAGGUUAAAAAAGCUCUUGAAGAGGCCUGUUCUAAGUCUACCGAAAUACUACGUUGCAACAAAGAACUGCGGGCAAAAGUGAUAGAUCUGGAAGCUGCACUGACAACUCAGAAGGAGAAGGUAAAAAAGCAGAAAAUACUAAUCACCCAGUACUUCAACUCCAAGACCAACAAUACACACAAUGCAGAGAAAAUCAAGGAGAUUGAAUUGGAAUUGAGGCAAAUGGAAGAGCUGAAGGACUUAUACCAGAAGAAAAACUACGAGCAGUCCCAUAGUAUCAAACAAUUUGCCACCGAAUUAACAAGCCUACAAAGUGAGAUGCAGCAACUGGCCAAAAAUCAGCAAGUGAUGGAAAAUCAACUGGAAGAAGAAAGGAAGAAGCGGAAACAGCUUGAAGAAGAGUGCCAAACUUUGGAAGACACCAUUAAGGAGCUCAAGAAGUGCAAGGAGGCUACUGAAGAGAAACUAAAAGAAGCCAGCAUUGAGUCUCAACAAAUAUCUGCUAACCUAGAAGAAGCUCAUCACUGGUUCAAGUCCAAGUUUGAUAUUCUGCAGCGGGAGCUAGUCAAAAACCGAAAACCAAAGCUGAGUGAAGAAAGUGAAGAGGAGAAUAAGCCAGUGAGGAUCCCUAGCCAGGCCUGCCUGAAGCGGUGGGAGACUAAAAAUCACCUGAAGCACAUGUCCAGGAAAUAUUUAACAGAACAAAAUAAUUGAUGAUCUGCUUACCCAGGAGGUUCCAGGAUGUAAAAGAUGACCCUGCACCUGUGAACAUCAUGUCUCAGAUCUAGGGCCCCAAGAACGGUGAUGUACCUGGAAGGAGCCAAAUGGUAGAUCAUUUCAGCAUGAUCCUCCACAUACUGAUGUUAACAGAGGAGAUCUUAUAUGGACUAGGAAUGCUCUACACUAAUGAAGAAAAGUCCUCUAAACUUUAGGUACUAGGUUUCAACUACCAAGUCUUUAAAAUGCCUGUGUGGAACUUUUCAGACCGGAAAACUUCAAGUUUUAUUAAAAAUAAAUUAUGUGCCUCAAUCUUAAACUCUUCCUGAGCAAAUAAUUUCCAUUUUUAAAGUUACACAUAGGAUUCAAAUCUACACGGGGAUAAGUAUACAGAGUCAACCUUGUAAUACUAUAUACAUACUAUACACCGUGAUAUAAUUUGUAUAUCUUGUAUAUUAACAGUUGUGCUUUAUUUGCAAUUCAAGAAAGGAAAACUAUUUGGAUUUCUUUCUUUAUAAAUGGCAAGUCUGAAGCCUUGACCAGAUUAAAUUUUAUAGAG